Molecule: messenger RNA, 1201 nt
Organism: Setaria italica (foxtail millet)
Lineage: Eukaryota; Viridiplantae; Streptophyta; Magnoliopsida; Poales; Poaceae
Product: ethylene-responsive transcription factor 1B
Exons: 1
Coding region: 122-856 (244 amino acids)
Biological process (GO): ethylene-activated signaling pathway; regulation of DNA-templated transcription
Molecular function (GO): DNA binding; DNA-binding transcription factor activity
Source: RefSeq, a predicted model, not a curated record
CUCGUGUGCCCUCCUCUGUUUCUGGCUCCGGCGCCGGCGGGCGAGCACUAUAAAAGGAGGCGGCUUCAAGCAGCGGGGUUUCAUUCAACUCGGACGGACGGAGCAGUUGAUCAUCUAUCUCAUGGUGAGCAGCGGCACCCAGAAUUCCGAGAGGUCUCCGGCUCUGCACCUGAGCACCGGCAUCGUCGGCUUCCUCGCCCGGCGUGCCAUGUCGACGCACAGGCAGCGGUCCUCCCAGCAGCCCGGCGUGCCGCUGGACUCGCCGGGCUCCUCCACCGGGUCCGUGGAGUCGCCGCCGCCGUGGAGCAGCGUCCAGCAGCACCCUGCGGCGCCAUUCGACAGCAACGACACCGAGGAGAUGGUCCAGGCGGACAUGGCGAAGCACGCCGCGGCGGGGCACGCGUACCGCGGGGUGCGCAAGCGGCCGUGGGGCAAGUUCGCGGCGGAGAUCCGGGACUCGACGCGCGACGGCGUGCGCGUGUGGCUGGGCACCUUCGACAGCGCGGAGGCGGCGGCGCUGGCGUACGACCAGGCGGCGUUCGCGAUGCGGGGCGCGGCGGCGGUGCUCAACUUCCCCGUGGAGCGGGUCCGGGAGUCCCUGGAGGGCAUGGGCGUCGACGCGUCGUGCGGCGGGUCGCCCGUGGUGGCGCUGAAGCGGCGGCAUUCCAUGCGGGCGCGGCGGCGGCCGGGGACGGGGAGCCGAAGGGGCAAGGCGGCGGGCAGGAGCGAGGUGAUGGAGCUGGAGGACCUUGGAACAGAGUACCUGGAGGCGCUGCUGGGCGCCACCACCGAGGAGCAGAGAGAGAACAGCAGCAGCAGCACGUCGUCCUGGUGCCGGAGCCACCACUCCAUCUGAUCUCUGAUCCCAUUGCCAUUGGGCAAGCAUGGUGAUCUCUCUCCCGUAAGAAGGAAGAUAGAGCAAAAGCAACAUAAUAUACUGUGAUGGGCAUGCAGCAAAUUAAAUACGUUUUGAUUGGAUUGUUCUUGCUAUCCAUAUACGUUAGGAGUAGCAGCUACUAGAUACUGGUAGAUUGGAGGGGUGAACUAAACAGCUUGCUUGGUUUUGUUAGUUUGGAUUGGGGAAGAAGCGGCAUCAGCUAGUGUUUCCAUUGAGAAACGAAACGAAACUCAACUCGGCGCCAAAUUAAUUUGAAGGGAGAUGAAAUUGUGUUUGAAUUUGCGAGCACUUUUACUUGUUGGA